UCACUGCACCUUUAUUAAAACUUCUACUCCAAGUGCAAGAGCAUCUUAAAGGAUCAUCUGUAGAUACUUUACGAAUCAGUAGUACUACUAUCAAAUUUCUCAAUAGCCAAGGGGAUCAAGUUUCAGUUGAUUUUGCACCUGAACUAAGAGGUGAACUAUCCGAGGCAGAUCGUAUGCUUCUUUAUAUCCAAGAUCUUCAUAAAAGAGGUGAUUCACAUGAAAUGCUUGAUCCUAUUGAAGAAGAAAAUUGGGGACAACAGAUGAAUUACCUUUGCAUACGUCUUCAACUCU
Molecule: messenger RNA, 291 nt
Organism: Racocetra fulgida
Lineage: Eukaryota; Fungi; Glomeromycota; Glomeromycetes; Diversisporales; Gigasporaceae
Source: the annotation of a GenBank genome assembly